Molecule: messenger RNA, 1237 nt
Organism: Gekko japonicus
Lineage: Eukaryota; Metazoa; Chordata; Lepidosauria; Squamata; Gekkonidae
Product: translocating chain-associated membrane protein 1-like
Exons: 11
Coding region: 122-1237 (371 amino acids)
Biological process (GO): protein insertion into ER membrane; SRP-dependent cotranslational protein targeting to membrane, translocation
Cellular component (GO): endoplasmic reticulum membrane
Source: RefSeq, a predicted model, not a curated record
AGGGAAAGACGAGGGUUGUGGAAGAAGUAACGAGAACUGCGCCUGUUCCUUCCACACCCGCCCACCCUUCAACUUUGGCCCUGGAGUUCGACCUUUUUCGGAAAUCUCUGCCGCCACCGACAUGGGACUCCGGAAAAAGAAUAAGAGCCCGCCGGUCCUGAGCCAUGAGUUCGUCAUCCAGAACCACGCGGACGCCGUGUCUUGCCUAGCCCUAGGCCUCCUCCUGGGGCUCAUGUUCGAGGUUACAGCCAGAUAUGCCAUCAUGUUUAUCACAGUUCAGUACAAUGUUACAUAUACUACAGAUGACCGGCCUGAGCCACUUCAUUUCUAUGAGUAUGGUCCAAAAGACAUGGCCACCAUCUUUUUCUACAUGCUUAUAGCCAUUAUUCUGCAUGCAGUGAUUCAGGAAUACAUACUAGAUAAAAUUAAUAGACGUCUCCACUUGUCAAAAACAAAGCAUAGCAAAUUCAACGAAUCAGGACAACUAGCAUUUUUCUACUUGUUUUCAUUUGUCUGGGGAACAAGCAUUUUGUCUGCAGAAGAAUUUGCAACAAAUCCAACUCUGUUGUGGAAGGAUUACCCUAAUUCUCGAAUGUUCUUUCAGGUAAAAUUCUUCUAUAUCUGCCAGAUUGCCUACUGGCUUCAUGCACUGCCAGAACUCUACUUCCAAAAAAUUAGAAAGGAAGAUAUUCCCAGACAGUUGCACUAUGUUUGCCUUUAUAUUGCCCAUAUAUCGGGUGCCUAUGUAUUGAAUCUUCAACGUUUGGGGCUAAUUUUGCUGGUGCCUCAUUACCUUGUGGAACUGAUUUUUCAUGCCUCCCGCCUUUUCUACUUCAGCGAUGAGAAUAAACAGAAAGGAUUUACCCUUUGGGCUCUACUUUUUGUAAUGGCUCGUCUCCUGACCUUAACAUUGUCAGUUCUCACAUUUGGAUUUGGUUUGGCAAGAGCAGAAAAUCCUGGUCUUUCCAUAGCAGAAGGAAACUUCAACAUACUUACUAUUAGAAUUGGCUGUCUGGCUGCAAUUUGUUUGACUCAAGCUUGGAUGAUGUGGAAAUUCAUCAACUUUCAGUUAAAGAAAUGGAGAGAACAUGUACAGAAUCAAAUUCCUAAGAAAAAAGCAACCAACACAAAGAGUAAACCAGCAAAAAAGGAACCAAACAGAGGUAACUUUGCCAAUGGAGCGGUAAAAUUUGAAGAGGGUACAUCACCGAGAAAAAGGAAAUCAAAACUUUUGUGA